CAUGAAUCUCUGAAACAGCUGUAGUGUUAUUUCCACUUUCCUCAGGUGAUGUGCUGCAGCCAGGCCCUCGCAGGAAAAUGCUCUUGAAUCACUCGCACAGCACCACGAGGUGAUCCCGCGGCACGUAGAAGUCUCCCACAGCACCUAGAAGUCUUUAGGAAAUCCGACUCGGCGCAACGUUUUUACCAUGCGACGAAGUUAUACUCCUGCUAAGUUUUUGGUGGUAGCACCGCUCCUACCGUGUAUAUAGACUACAGCGUAGGGGCUCCAGCACCCAUCAACGAUCCUCCGAAGAACAAUUGAACACUCCUUCCCCCAUCGUCGGUCGUCAAUGCCUAACUCUGCAAGGAUGCCUGAAGCUUGGGAUGCGCCGACGGGAUUCGUAGCGCGUCUGACUUACAGGGCCAUCUGUCUUUGCAUUAUUGGUCAGGCAGAUCUCGAAAUAUUCUGGAGGGAAAUUGAUGAGCACGAUGAAUGGAUCAAUCUUCAUGCCCGUCACCGUGCCCUUUCGACUUUGGUGUUAACAUUGCAGGCAGUGGUCACGGCAGCAGCCGUCGUUUUUCUGACGACUUCUCCGCCAGUGUCUUUUGCUGAUUACACCGAUUCUAAAGCCUGCGGCGCGUUUUCCUCCGCAUUUGUAAUGUCUCUAGCAGGCAUCGCGUUCCAGUUCUCGUCCCUUGGUAUCUUUCGCGAGGUACCCAGGCAGAUUCUCCCUGCGGACGAGCUCUUGAAUUCCCGACGAGCUAUCCUUAUCUACUUGCUCCGUUUCCACUUUCCCUAUCUCUUCGCCUUGCUGUCUCUGUCGUUCCUGACAGCAGGAUUUAUGCUCGCAUGGCCUGCAACUUUUUCUUACUUGAUCGGGUUGAUCCUGUUCUGUGGUUGUAUCAUCGUUCUGUCGCGCUGUUGCCUGCCGGCCGAUUCAUGGGUGGUACCAGUGGUCGCAGUUUUGUUCGUUCUCAUCGUGAUUGCUUAUUUCUUCGUGCUGUCUCUGGUGCCGAUGAACAUCCCUUAGACGACCGGGAAGUGGACAGGCAACAAGGCCGUUAAAAAUCUUAAUCUUCCAAUGGUUUCCCUGCUCCUCGCUUUUGUGAGCAGCGUGGUUCUGGCCAUUCCUCUAGUGUUUUCUAAUUUUAUUUUUUUCGUAUACCUUAUUUCAUGUUGUAGAGUGGUUGGAAUUACUGUACACACAUUAUUCACUCGUCGUUCUUUUCUUUUUUCUCUCAUUGAUCGAUUUAGGCUGUCAGUACUUAACGUAGAUGCGGGUUAUAGUCGUUUGCGUGGAGAACGAAGAAAGUUUCGAUUUCUUCACUGAUUUCGUACAUUAAUG
Molecule: messenger RNA, 1327 nt
Organism: Pisolithus orientalis
Lineage: Eukaryota; Fungi; Basidiomycota; Agaricomycetes; Boletales; Pisolithaceae
Exons: 3
Coding region: 332-1012 (226 amino acids)
Source: RefSeq, a predicted model, not a curated record